Messenger RNA from Hydractinia symbiolongicarpus, 4648 nucleotides. RefSeq lists its product as uncharacterized. Bases 3546 to 4646 code for a protein of 366 amino acids. NCBI's taxonomy places the organism in Eukaryota, Metazoa, Cnidaria, Hydrozoa, Anthoathecata, Hydractiniidae. The record is from RefSeq and is a predicted model, not a curated record. The transcript is spliced from 2 exons.
UAUUUUGAUUUAACUAGAAAGCUAAGUUUAAAGAAUUCCUGCGAUUGUUUGCGAGUGAUAUUCCGGCCCAUAGUAACAUAUGCGCAGUUAGAUUUGUGGGGGAUAUUUUGGAAAAACUAUCAAGGUGCUCUACCAACAGAUAUCACCUCUUUACUUAAAACCACAAAUGGGUACAAAUUUCCAUCAAUCCGUGAAGUUUUAAAAAUUUUGGCUACGAUUGUUGUAACCUCAUGCACUUGUGAGAAAAGUGUCUCUGGGCUAAGGCGUUUAAAGACUCAGAUGUAAAACACGAUGUCGGAGGAAAGGUGAAGCAGCCUAGCAGUUAUUAUGUUUAACAGGUCAAUCACUGUGAUCUCUGAUGAAGUGAUAGAAGAGUUUGCUGAACAGAGUAAGAGAUAAAGACUUUUUUAAAUAUAUAUAUAUACUUGCUGAUUGAUUUACAUAGUUUUUUUUAUGUAUAUUGUUACUUAUUGUACUUUUUAACGCUGGAAAAAGCCUGAGCAAGGUGAUCAAUUUUGUUACUAUUAAGUCCACCCAUUUAGCGUAUUUUAACGCCCAUUCUGGGCGGUGAUCUUCACAAACAUUUUUUUGCUUAGUUACAAAAACAUCCUGGAUCCGACCCUGUAAAGACACGGAACAAAAGAUCAACUACUACGAAGAAAUGUUGGUGAAGAUCAACUUAAGGAUGAGCUAAAGUUGAUGCAGCAAGAAAGAGAAGAUGAGAAGUUAGAAAGGAAACAGAACGAAGAAAGUGAGAGAGCAAUGCGAGAAUUUGAAGAGCAGAAAAAGAUCCAGACGAUGAAAUUAAAAACGGAGAAGGAAUUGAGACAUCGUGUCGCGGAGAGCGGAAAGACAUCUCGGGCAAAAUUGCUGAAGCUCGAGAUAUCGAAAUUUAAUGGCAUUUACAUAAACUGGCCAAUAUUUUUUUUCUUGGGGGGGGGCAGUUUAAUGGCGAAAUUAAUAAAUUGGAUACUUUUUGCUGCCAUGUUUGUGCUAAAAAUAAGGAGAUGUUGUUAAUGGUUUUAGAAAACUCAUUUUAUCCGUUUUUUGUAUAUAAAUAAUUUAGCUUACAUUUGUUAAAAAAUAAGCAUGUUUAACGCCAUUCAAGAUUUAGGUUUUCUUAUCGCCAAUAUGUGUAGUUUUUGGUUUUCUUAGGUGUUCAAGGCAAGGUGAACUCCAAGUUAACCAAAGAAGUCGUGGAAUCAAAGUCUUUAAAAUUGAUAUUUUUAGUCCAGGUAUGUUUUCUAAGGUAUAUUAUUAUUUAUGACAUAGAUAAAAAAAACUGUAAAUUCUUUAUUUCUGAUGCAAUGAGAAUUAUAAAUUAUAUUUUAGCUGUACUCCCAUAAGCAUAACACAAGAAGAGUGGCAUAACCGUGAGCGUGUAUACAAAUAAUCUUAAAUAUAAUUAUCUUUCAUUAAGGACGACAGCUCGUAUGCACUCAGCACAACUGUUGUUUUAGGAAAUAUGGACGAUACUUGUGUUUUGAAUCUUUUACCAGAUAAUCAAAGAGAGUUAAUCAUUUCGCAGAUCAUGCACCAUUUUGGUAAAGAAAUGGAGAUGCAUGAUUAUUAUGGAAGCUGAAUAAAUUCUGCAUCUAGUGAUAUAACUCUGUGUGGCUGUCACAGUUAAGAGAUAUCAUUGGAUAAAGAGUGUUUCAAAACGUUCCUUCUUUUUUCUAUCUUUUUGUUCUGCUAUUCCCUAGUGAUAGCAAAAGGCUGCAUUCAUCAUCAGUUUACCAUUUCAAAGAAUUAGAUAGCAAAGAACUAGAAACUGAACGUGUUGAAGUAAAAAUGAGAUCUUAUUCAACAAUUGAAGGUUCAUCAAAGCUCAUCGCAUCGUCCCGUGUUCGAAAUGUUAAAAAGCAAAACAUUAUUGUACGAUUUACUACUUUUAGACAUCGCACCAUACUCUACAAAAAACGUAAGUCUAUUGAAAAUAUCAGCAUCAGACUUGAUCUAACCAAGGAAAGGUAUGUUAUGUUAAUGUGUGCGCGUGAAAUGGUAGAGGGAAAUGAAAAUGUUAAAUUUGUUUUUGCUGAUAUAAACUGUAGGUUGCAAAUUCGCUUUGCUUCAGGGAUUGUGAAACCUUUUCAAUUACUAUUAGAUGAAUUUUAAAAUAUGGUUCAGAUCAUCCGUUUUCUUUUUGCAAUUGUAUGGUUAAUUGCUGUUUUACGUUUAAAAUUUUUUAUAGUGUAUUUAAUAUAUUGUUAUAUAUGUAUUUGUUAUUGUGACGAGGUUAUGCUAAUUCCCUUAUUGUCAUUGAGUGUUUUGAUAUAUUGCGAUGCCAAUAAAUAAAAUUCAAUACCGCGCAGAGAACUUGCGGUCAUUUUUUGUGGUGUAGAUUCAUUUUCUAACAAUAUAUCUCUGGAAGAAAUACGCAACAUGUGCCCUUCCCCAUGUCAUGUAGUGAGCCUUUUUGCACUGUUAUAAAUUUUUCCACUUUUAAUACUAACUACUAUAAUUAUUUCUAACAUAUUCAAUGUUAUCAAAAUUCUUACAAACUCUUAUCUAUAUAUUUAUGUUUGGAUUCGUAUUAUUUGUAACUUGUUUUGGUUUGCCAUUGCUUGUCACAAGGUCUUUGCCAAGUUCUUGGUAAGCUAUAUUUUCUUUUAUCAAGUUUGCAUGUUUGUACCAUUUCUCAGACUUGCCUUAGUAAUAUCUGGUGACAUUGAAAUUAAUCCCGGACCUAAAACAACAUCUAACCAGAACCUUUCGAUAUGCCAUUGGAAUCUAAAUGGAAUUGCUGCUUAUAACUGCGUAAAAAUUUCUCUUUUAAAAGCUUACAACGCAGUGCAUAAUUAUGAUAUAAUAUGCGUCUCAGAAACCUUCCUUGACUCUGAUUAUUCCAGUAAUGAUCCAGGGUUAUGAUAUGAUCAGAUCCGGAGGAGGACUGUGUAUUUAUUAUAAAGAAAAUCUGUCGUUUGUUAGAAGAGAUUAUAUCUCCUGUUUAGAAUAUUGUAUUGUCGCAGAAAUUAGAGUGAAAAAAUUGAAAUAUUUUGUCACUUGUAUUUAUCGCUCUCCAAACCAAACAGCAGAUGAAACUGAUAUUUUCCUUUCAAAGUUCGACCAGAUCUGUUCUAGCAUAGCCCUGGAAUCGCCAAUUUGCAGUUUCGUUAUAGGAGAUUUAAAUGCUAAAUGUACUAAUUGGAGGGCUGGUGUGACAAUGCUUGUGGAUUGGCACUAUAUACCAUGGCUAGCAUAUUAGGAUAUUUGCAAAUAAUCAACGAACGAACUAACUUUGAACCAAACAAAUCCCCAUCGUGUAUUGAUCUGAUUUUUGCCAGCCAAGCGAAUCUAGUAGUGGAUAAUGGUAUCUAACCUUUACUAUUUAAAACUUGCCAUCAUCAAAUAGUCUAUGCAAAAGUUUCCUUUAAAGUACAGUUACCAUGUUGCACUAUACCACUAUUGCGGCUACCAUUUUGAUAUAUAAUAGUUUGUUUAUAUAUAUGUCGGUCACGGCAAUUCGGUAACACGUUUUUAGUACGAAUUAAGAUGGCGUCCAGUUUCUCAUCCUUCUAAGUUGUAAUGUGGUGUCAGAAGUAAAAAUGAAUACAUCACAUAAACGACCAGAAUUGAAGUUAACUGGCAACAUAUCUGAAAAUUUCAAGAAUUUUGAACUUAGAUUCAAUGACUAUUGCAUUCAGUCGAACUACAGAAAUUUGGAGAAAGACUCACAAACUGAGCAAGCAGAACAUUACAAGCAACCUUUGUUGGAGAUCUCUGCAGUGAGAUCUUCAAUGCCAGAUGAAGCUCUCCAGGUGAUACGUUAUACCAUUGAGCCAUCCAUUCCAGUAGAUGAUAAGAAAAAACCGUGGAUUUGGAUGAAUCGUCUACGCACACAUUACACAGGAACAACAGGAUCUACCCUAAUGACUGAUCGGUUCAAAUUCUGGCAUUCGUCCCAAAAUCAAGAUGAGACAGUCCAGGAUUGGGAGGUCCGAAUACGACAAGCCGGAAGCCUGUGUGAAUAUGGAGAAAUUACAGACAUUAUGUGUCGUGAUAAGUUUGUCUUUGGACUUUGUGAGGACACAGCACGAACUGAACUGUUAAAAACACAUCUGAAAACAGAUGGCACACAGAAAACAAUGUCAGAUGUUGUCGCAGAGGCCAAGUCAAUGGAAUCUGCUCGAGUGACAAACAAACUCAUCAGUGAUGCAUCAAAAGGGACAGAAGAGAAUGUUCACUGGACAAAAGCAACAAUACCACCACAACAAAGAAAGAAACACAGAGACAUGAAAUUGAGACGUGAGCCAAAUACUUGCCACUGGUGUGGAGACAAUAAAGGACCACAUCCUUGGGCAAAUUGCCCAGCUAAUGGACGUAAAUGCACAAGGUGUGGUGGAUUUGACCACUUUGCAAGAGUAUGUCUAGAACAACAAAAUGUCAGCCACCUUGGCAACAAGGGAUACAACAGACCCAACUACAACAGAAGAAAUAACCAACGUCCUCCACAACCAAACAGCAAUCCGCAGGGUAUGCAAAAGUCGACCAACCACCUUCAUGCAACAUCAACAUAUCAUCAACCAGAAAGCAGAACAGAAUCACCUGAGCAGCAACAACCAACAUACUACACUGAUGAACAACCACUGUAUUACAGCACAGCGUACGCAACAGAUCAACGGAAUGGACAAUCCCAAUCAAAUUAGGA